Molecule: messenger RNA, 2669 nt
Organism: Bufo bufo (common toad)
Lineage: Eukaryota; Metazoa; Chordata; Amphibia; Anura; Bufonidae
Product: protocadherin gamma-C5-like
Biological process (GO): homophilic cell-cell adhesion
Cellular component (GO): plasma membrane
Molecular function (GO): calcium ion binding
Source: RefSeq, a predicted model, not a curated record
CUUCACCACUAUAUCUGUUCAUUCUGCAUCACCACUCUCCUCCCCCUGGCUCAGUGAUUCACCCUCCCAUCUUUCCUCUCACACACAAAGGAGAGCUGUUGCAACAAUGACAGACCAGAGGACAUUAUGGCGGAGAGAUAAAAGAUUUAUUUCAUAAAAAGGAUUACCAGCAGCACCAAACAUUGAUGGGACCAGAGAAAAGGGAUUUUAUUCAGAAUCUAUACAAUCAGGACUUAAGAUAUGGACUACCAAAGAUCUUCAAAGGCUUGGGCACGGCAAGUAAUCUGCUCCUUUCUCCUGUGUAGCUGGGGCUGGGUCUCUGGACAGCUACGUUAUUCUAUUGCUGAAGAAUCAGAUCCAGGGACUGUGGUAGGGAAUAUUGCCCAGGAUCUGGGGUUUAAUCGUGUGGAUUUGAUUAAGCGUAGGCUUCAUUUAGGUACAGAAGCAGGAGGCAGAUAUUUUAUAAUUGACCAAAAUAGACUUCUCCUUGUAAGACAAAGAAUUGAUAGAGAGGAGCUAUGUGGCUCUAUUGUAACCUGUGUGAUGCAUAUAGAGAUUAUGGUAGAAGACCCACUAGAGCUGUUUAAUCUGGAGAUCACAAUAUUAGAUAUCAAUGAUAAUUUUCCAGUAUUUCCAAUUGAUAAACAAGAAAUAAAAAUUAUAGAGCAACUUUCUAUCCCUGGUGCUCGAUUUCCAUUAGAAACGGCACAAGACCCCGAUGUGGGGGAAAACAGUGUAUACCAGUAUAAACUGAAUUCAAAUCCAUACUUUUCUCUUUCUAUCACUAAUCAUAAUGAUGGAAUUAUUCCAGAACUGGUAUUACAAAAGAUUCUAGACAGGGAAGAAAAGAAAGAGCAUAGGCUUCUCCUUACUGCCUUUGAUGGUGGAGAAAAGCCUAAUUCAGGGACUUUGCAGAUCACAGUUACAAUAUAUGACAUUAAUGACAAUGCACCAGUGUUUGCUCAAUCCAUUUAUAGCCUUCAGGUCCCAGAAAAUCUGCCUUUAAAAACUGUCAUUCUAAAACUAAAUGCAACAGAUAUAGAUGAAGGACUCAAUGGAGAAAUUGAAUAUUCAUUUCAUCGUAAUACUCUAGAUGCAGCAAGGAACAUAUUUGGCUUAAAUGCAAAGGAAGGUGAAAUAUUCAUUAAAGGAAAUGUGGACUAUGAAGAAGCACAUUAUUAUGAGUUAUCUAUAAGGGCAGUCGAUAAAGGUGUUCCAGAAAUGGAAGGGCGAUGUACUGUGCAGGUAGAAGUAGUGGAUGUGAACGAUAACAUCCCAGAAAUUAUGUAUACAUCAAAUUCUUACACAGUUCCUGAAAAUGCUCAAGAAGGAACUGUGAUUGGUUUAAUAACAGUGAAGGAUAAGGACUCUGGUAAAAAUGGAGAGGUUCAUUUAGAGGUAUCACCAGGUUUACCAUUUAAAUGCCAGCCCAUGUCACAGCGUUACGCUCUGGUCACUAGUGGACAUCUGGACAGGGAGAAGCUCUCACAAUAUACUAUCAAACUGACAGCAUCUGAUCUGGGUUCUCCAUCUCUCAGCAGCCAGAUUACAAUCAGCCUUAAUAUCUCUGAUGUUAAUGAUAAUCCUCCAGCAUUUCUACACAAUGUCUACAAUGCCUUCAUAGCAGAAAACAAUGAGGCCGGCAGACUGUUAUGUACAGUAUCUGCUACGGAUCUGGAUGAGGGAGCUAACGCAAACCUCAUUUACUCCAUCACUGAGAGCCAUAUCCAUGGUUCUCCUGUCUCUUCAUUUGUCUACAUUAACUCUGACACCGGAAAUAUUUAUGCACAAAGGUCUUUUGACUAUGAACAAUUCCAGGUUCUGCAGAUCACAGCAAGCGUGGAAGAUUCUGGAUCUCCAAAAUUAUUCUCUAAUGUUUCUGUCUUCAUAUUUAUUCUGGAUACAAAUGACAACUCUCCUACCAUCUUAUACCCAGAGUAUACAGGAGAGACCAUUGCUGAAGAGACCAUUCCAAGAUCUGCUGCUGCUGGCUAUUUAGUCAGUAAGGUAUCUGCAGUGGAUGUAGAUUCUGGGCACAAUGCCUGGCUCCUCUAUAGUCUUGUUCAGUCUGCCAGCCCUGCUUUAUUCCACAUCUCUGAAUACUCUGGAGAAGUCAGGACUCUCCGAGGUUUACAUGACACAGAUAAUACAGAGCAUAGACUUGUGAUAGCAGUCAGAGACCAUGGAGAACCUUCUAUGACCACUACAACUACUAUCAUUAUCAAUAUAUUAGACAAUAUUGCCCAGGAAAGUCCUAAAUCUCAAGACUUUCUUACAAAUGCCAAAUCUACUCCAGACCUCACUCUGUAUCUUAUUGUCUCCCUUGUGGCCAUCAGUGCAGUUUUUCUGGUCACAUUUACUAUCUUACUUGUCAGGUGCCUUAGAAAGAAUUAUGAUUCUGGUUGUGGAUUCUGCUUUUCUGACAAAUCACUUUCUACUACAUAUAUGGAUCAGUACAAACCAACCCUUUACCUGAACACAUGGAACAUUAAAGUACAUGGAGGUGCGGAUGGCUCCACCAGAUCCACCCUCACAGUGUUACCCUGGAUGUUUUCCUUCAGCUGAAGUUGCUGAUUUUACAUUUACAACACCGUCCAAUUUUUCUCAGAUUACUGACAUAUGCAGAGAGACAAUGACAGCCACAGGAUCAGACAAUGUUAAUGAACAAA